AUGCAAAAUAACUUUAAUAGAAAAAUAUAUUUUUAAUUGUAGAAUAAGUAUUUUGCAAAGAUAUUAACUGAUCAAACCAAGGAAGAAUUUCAUAUUCAUUUAUUGACUUGUAUACAUGCAUUAAAUAUGAUUGUUAUUAUGAUUUUUCAUUAGGGUUUAUUUAAAAGCUAAUUAAUUUUAGAAGAAAGUUAGAAUUAAAAAAAGGAAUUAAAAAAGAUGAAAUCUCUAAUGAAAACCCAUUUUUAGCUAAAUUUUAACUUCAUGGUUACAAGACCUUAAUCCACUAUUUAUUAAGCAAUCAAAUUUGCAUUUCAAUGA
Molecule: messenger RNA, 318 nt
Organism: Paramecium sonneborni
Lineage: Eukaryota; Ciliophora; Oligohymenophorea; Peniculida; Parameciidae
Source: the annotation of a GenBank genome assembly